CUUUGGGUGUUCCAAUUCGACAAUGGAAAAUGCUUCUUAGUGAAGGCACUGCUUACCAAUAUAUGUGCGAUACUUUCGACAGCGUCAUUACUCACUACAAGCUUUCUAUUGAUGGUUAUUUUUAUUUCCUCUGCCUCAUGUUACAUUAUAAUUUUGAAUCAUGUCCAUCUUAUUUAACACAAUCUGGGUUUGAUGCAUUAAAGAGAGGUGCUUUAGACAGUAUUAGAAUUCAUAUCAAUUAUAUUGUUGAUGUUUUGAAAGGUUUAAAUGAUAAAGAGUUAACGAAAGCUGUCUUAAUGGAUAACAUAGAUUUGUUUUCAGAAAGUGAGGCAGGGGAAGAGAUUAAGCAGCUAGCAAGAGCUGUUAAGAAAGGUGACUAUGUGUUCUGGAGAUCAAGCGCUAGGCACCCAUGGUUUAAUAAGGUAUUUGUCAAGUAUGGGCUUGCCGUUGAUCCAAUUAACGUUCGAGAACCUGGAUCAGGUACGAAACCUGAAGAAUUUAGUUGUGAAAUCUUUCUUCUAAUGGAAAAGGACCUUUCAAUUUCUCCUCAAGAGGUCGAUUCUGAAGACCUAGCUCAAAACUUUAAGGAUAAAAAAUAUACAGCCUACCAUAGAAAAUGUGUAUAUGCUUGUUAUCAAAUCCAGAGUCAAGAAACUUGGAGAUUUUGA
Dentiscutata erythropus is the source of this 668-nucleotide messenger RNA. The record is from the annotation of a GenBank genome assembly. NCBI's taxonomy places the organism in Eukaryota, Fungi, Glomeromycota, Glomeromycetes, Diversisporales, Gigasporaceae.